UCAUUUCAAGGGCGAACGACAAACGUGUUUACUUCACAAGAGCCCACGCUGAACACUUUUGCUUGAUUUAAUCCAAUAUCUUGACAUUGCAACGUCUUGGCGAUCUGAUUGCAUUGCACGAAUGUUAUGUCCAUCUUGUUGUAACUCAGUUGUAUUAGUUAGUUAUUUUUUGUGAGUAACGCUGCAUUUUAAGCAAACAUGAAGAUCAAGCGACAGAAACAGGCAAAGAAGAACAUCAGCUUCUACAAAUACAACUUCAGUUUUAGGGAACCUUUCCAAAUCCUCGUUGAUGGCACCUUUUGUCAGGCAGCUUUGAAAAACAAGAUUCAAAUCAAGGAGCAAAUGCCUAAAUACCUGAUGGGAGAAGUGCAGCUGUGUACAACUAAUUGUGCCCUCAAAGAACUGGAAACUCUGGGGAAAGAGUUGUACGGCGCUAAAAUCAUCCUGCAGAGGUACCAGGUCAGAAAGUGUGCCCAUUUCAAGGACCCUAUACCGGCCUCAGAGUGUCUGCUGUCCAUGCUGGGGAAGACCAACCCUCACCACUAUUUUGUAGCCACACAGGAUCAUACACUGACCACGAGCCUAAAGGAGAUCCCUGGUGUCCCACUGUUUUACAUCAUUCUUAACACCAUCGUUUUGGACAAACCCAGUCAGGCCUCCCUCGACUACGUCCAAAAAGUCGCACUAGGAGAGCUGGUGAGUUCGGGUCAACAGGAGAGCAUCCGCAGCCUGAAGGAGGAGCAGGGCUUGGGACAGAGAGACACAGAGAGGAGGCCAAGGAAGAGAAAACGCAAAGGCCCCAAUCCUCUGAGCUGUCUCAAGAAGAAGAAGAAAACUGAACCCACACCACAGAAAAAGACAGAGGAUGGACAGAAGAAGAAAAGAAGUCGGCAUAAAAGACGAAAAAGUAGUGGGGUUGUAUCCACUCCUGUAGUUCCUAGUCAAUGAACAGUACAAUAGAAAGACCUCAAAUGAGAGGCAUUCAUUUCAUUUUUCAAAUAUGUAUAUCUGUAAACUGAAGGUGUAACAUCAUAUCUAAACAGAACCACUAAUUCAAGGUGCACUAUGUCACUUUUCUUGUUUAGGGUCCGCCACAUACUUUCUUCCAACAGAGAUGUUAUUGCUUUGCCUAAAAUGUUCCACAGUAUGGCAUUAAACUUCAUGCUGUGAGCAAGGUUGCCUCUCCACAGGCCUGAACUGGUGGUGUGCCAGCAUGUCUCAAUGGAGAAAGGUUCAUUUUUUAGUUUUAUAAAAAUCUGUGGAUACAAAAAGGUGACUGACUCUACAAUAGAAAAGUUACAUAGUGCACCUGUCACGUCAGAUUAGGUUUUAUAAUAUUGUGAAUGAAUGAAUGUAUACAUAUUUUCAUAGCAUAAGGAACUACAUGGACCAUCAUCCCUUCCUCUAUUUUAUUGCAGCACAUGAAGAAAUGUUUUGAGAUAUAACUGAAUUUGACUUCUGGAAUGAGUCUUUCUUCUAUUCUAAGUUUAAACCAUGACCAUGGUGCCAUUUCUUCUCUCAAUAUUUAGGUCAUGUCUUCAGUCAGAGAAAUUGAUGAAGACUUAUCACAAGUAUGCAGUUGUAUAAUAUUGUGAAAGAAUAGCCCAACCAUGAAAAUAAACAAAAAUUGACAGAA
Messenger RNA from Boleophthalmus pectinirostris (great blue-spotted mudskipper), 1636 nucleotides. It is a transcript of the gene utp23, whose product is annotated as UTP23 small subunit processome component. The record is from RefSeq and is a predicted model, not a curated record. Bases 199 to 948 code for a protein of 249 amino acids. Lineage: Eukaryota; Metazoa; Chordata; Actinopteri; Gobiiformes; Gobiidae. The transcript is spliced from 3 exons. Gene Ontology annotation, molecular function: small ribosomal subunit rRNA binding. Gene Ontology annotation, cellular component: nucleolus; small-subunit processome.